Molecule: messenger RNA, 1663 nt
Organism: Nelumbo nucifera (sacred lotus)
Lineage: Eukaryota; Viridiplantae; Streptophyta; Magnoliopsida; Proteales; Nelumbonaceae
Product: sucrose-phosphatase 2-like
Biological process (GO): sucrose biosynthetic process
Molecular function (GO): magnesium ion binding; sucrose-phosphate phosphatase activity
Source: RefSeq, a predicted model, not a curated record
CAGCACUUUUUGCUGCUUGCAAAAAAGAAGCGCCACGAAUAUGGAUCCAUUUCCCAUACCAACAUUGAUUGGUAAGCCAAUGCGUUGCCUUUACAAAUAGAGAGAACGAGCAUCGAUAUCUCCUUGUUCCAUCCAUCUCCUCCCGAUCGAGCAAGAGAAUCCCAAGCUUCUCAAUCAUCUGGGCUUAGGGGCUGGUUUUAGAGAAACCAUGGAUCGACUUAAUGGUUCCCCACAUCUCAUGAUAGUUUCAGAUCUUGAUCAUACAAUGGUGGAUCAUCAUGAUCAGGAAAACCUUUCACUUCUUAGAUUUAAUGCCUUAUGGGAAGCCAGCUAUCGUCAUAAUUCUCUGUUAGUUUUCUCGACUGGAAGGUCACCUACACUUUACAAACAGUUGAGGAAAGAGAAACCCAUGUUGACUCCAGAUAUAACUAUAAUGUCUGUGGGGACUGAGAUAACAUAUGGUGAAUCAAUGGUUCCAGAUGAUGGAUGGGAGCAGUUUCUGAAUCACAAAUGGGACAGAAACAUUGUCAGAGAGGAAACAUCAAAGUUCCCCCAGCUUACUUUACAGUCAGAGACGGAGCAGCGACCACACAAGGUGAGCUUUUACAUACAGAAGGAUAAGGCCCAGGAGGUUAUAAAGGUUCUUUCAGAACGUUUGGAAAAACGUGGGUUAGAUGUAAAAAUAAUUUACAGUGGGGGAAUGGAUUUGGAUGUUCUACCACAAGGUGCUGGCAAAGGACAGGCUCUUGCAUAUCUACUUAAAAAGUUCACAUCUGAAGGAAAAGCACCAACUAACACUCUUGUUUGUGGUGAUUCUGGAAAUGAUGCUGAACUCUUUAGUAUUCCAGAUGUAUAUGGUGUCAUGGUUAGCAAUGCCCAGGAAGAACUAUUGCAGUGGCAUGCUCAAAAUGCCAAGGGAAAUCCUAAUAUAAUCCAUGCAACUGAAAGGUGUGCAGCUGGAAUAAUACAAGCAAUUGGUCAUUUUAAGCUGGGUCCAAGCAUACCUCCAAGAGAUGUUGCAGACUUCUCAGAGUGCAAGCAAGAAAAUGCCAAUCCUGGUCAUGAAGUAGUGAAGUUUUACUUGUUCUAUGAGAGAUGGAGGCGUGCAGAAGUUGAUAACUCUCAGCAGUAUAUGCAGAACAUGAAAGCUUUCUGUUAUGCUGCCGGCAUCCUUGUCCAUCCUUCUGGAGUUGAGCGCUCUCUUCAUGACUGCAUUGAUGCAAUGACAAAGAUUUAUGGAGACAAACAGGGAAAACAAUUCCGGGUAUGGGUAGAUCGAGUUUCAUCUGCACAGAUUGGUUCAGAUGCAUGGAUGGUGAAAUUUGACAAGUGGGAAUUGUCUGAUGAAGGCAGGCAUUGUUGUUUGACAACACUAUUGUUGAACACAAAGGCUAGAGAGGGAGGGUGUGUUUGGGUGCAUCUUCAUCAGACUUGGUUGGCUGGAUCAGGACCAAAAGAUCAAACGACCUGGCUUUUCUAGAUGGACAUGAAAAAUGAUGCCAGAGUAUUUUCCAUCUGUUGGAAUAAACCAUCCUCAUUCUUCCCCCUUCUAGGCUCUCUAGUUAGCCGUCUGGCUUCAAGUAUAUUGUAUCGGCCUAAAACUCUUGUCAGAGAAAAUACCGAUGUGAUUAAUGACUAAUAAUUUUGGUUACAUUUGGAUAAA